Cricetulus griseus (Chinese hamster) is the source of this 213-nucleotide messenger RNA. NCBI's taxonomy places the organism in Eukaryota, Metazoa, Chordata, Mammalia, Rodentia, Cricetidae. The record is from RefSeq and is a predicted model, not a curated record.
AUGUUCCCAUCUCUGCCCACCCUGAGGAUCCUCAUCCCGCUGGGCUCCCUGUCAGGCCAGUUGUACUCUGCCACUGUGGAGGAAGGCUUCCAGGGCUGAAGCAGCGCCAGCAACCUGUGUUUCUACAGACUGCUCUUGCUGGGCAUUGUGCCAGCGUACAUAUUCUCCCGCCUGUGGACCUGGAUGGAGCUGAAACUCUUCAGAUGUAAUUAA